Molecule: messenger RNA, 8277 nt
Organism: Falco peregrinus (peregrine falcon)
Lineage: Eukaryota; Metazoa; Chordata; Aves; Falconiformes; Falconidae
Gene: DET1
Product: DET1 partner of COP1 E3 ubiquitin ligase
Exons: 5
Coding region: 162-1721 (519 amino acids)
Biological process (GO): protein ubiquitination; positive regulation of proteasomal ubiquitin-dependent protein catabolic process
Cellular component (GO): cullin-RING ubiquitin ligase complex; nucleus
Molecular function (GO): ubiquitin-like ligase-substrate adaptor activity; ubiquitin protein ligase binding
Source: RefSeq, a predicted model, not a curated record
GGCGGCCGGAAGCGGAAGUGUGGCGGUAACGCCCUCUCGCCGCUGCCGUCGCGGUGCGUCGUCGUGCGGUGGCGGAAAGAUGGCGGCGGCCAUAGAGUGAUCGGCGGCGGCGGGACCCAGCGGCGGGCCCGGGCGGGUGAAGAUGAAGUAGAGUUCUGACCAUGGACCAUGACGCCCCCACAAUCAGGCCUCGCCGCAUCCAGAACCAGAAUGUCAUCCACCGCCUGGAGUGCCGCCGGAUCAGCUCAGGCAAAGCCGGCACCCACUGGCACCAAGUCCGCGUCUUCCACCAGAAUGUCUUCCCCAACUUCACUGUGGUCAACGUGGAGAAGCCACCCUGCUUCUUGCGCAAGUUCUCCCCUGACGGUCGCUACUUCAUUGCCUUCUCCUCUGACCAGACCUCUCUGGAGAUCUACGAGUACCAAGGCUGCCAGGCGGCGGAAGACCUCCUGCAAGGCUAUGAGGGAGAGAUCCUGGCCAACGGCAAUGACCAAAGAUCUGUCAACAUCCGGGGGCGGCUCUUUGAACGCUUCUUUGUCCUGCUCCAUAUCACCAAUGUGGCCUCCAAUGGGGAGCACUUGAACCGGGAGUGCAGCUUGUUCACUGAUGACUGUCGAUACGUGAUUGUUGGCUCUGCCGCGUACCUGCCCGAGGAGCCUCAUCCUCCCUUCUUCGAGGUUUACCGCAACAGUGAGUCGGUAACGCCUAAUCCCCGGUCCCCCUUGGAGGAUUAUUCCUUGCAUAUCAUAGACCUCCACACAGGUAGACUUUGUGACACACGGACUUUCAAAUGUGACAAAGUCAUUCUGUCUCACAACCAGGGGCUGUACCUCUAUAAGAAUAUCUUGGCCAUUCUCUCUGUGCAGCAGCAGACUAUUCACGUCUUUCAGGUAACACCUGAGGGUACAUUCAUUGAUGUACGGACUAUCGGCCGCUUCUGCUAUGAGGACGAUCUCCUGACUCUGUCUGCGGUGUAUCCCGAGGUGCAGCGGGAUACUCAGACAGGGAUGGCCAACCCCUACAAAGAGCCCUUCAUAAACUCUUUGAAGCACAGGCUGCUGGUGUACCUGUGGAGAAGGGCCGAGCAGGAUGGAAGCGCUAUAGCAAAAAGAAGGUUCUUCCAGUACUUUGAUCAGUUAAGGCAGCUCCGCAUGUGGAAGAUGCAGCUUCUGGAUGAAAACCAUCUGUUUAUCAAAUACACUAGCGAAGAUGUGGUCACGCUGCGGGUGACGGAUCCUUCCCAGCCUUCAUUUUUUGUUGUGUACAACAUGGUGACCACAGAGGUUAUUGCUGUAUUCGAGAAUACAUCUGAUGAGCUGCUGGAACUGUUUGAGAACUUCUGUGACCUCUUCAGGAAUGCCACCCUGCACAGUGAGGCGGUCCAGUUCCCCUGCUCAGCUUCCAGCAACAACUUUGCCAGGCAGAUCCAGCGCCGGUUCAAAGACACUAUUGUGAAUGCCAAGUAUGGAGGGCACACGGAGGCCGUGCGGAGGCUGCUGGGCCAGCUCCCGAUCAGCGCCCAGUCGUACAGUGGCAGCCCGUACCUCGACCUCUCCCUUUUCAGCUAUGAUGACAAGUGGGUGUCAGUCAUGGAGCGGCCCAAGACCUGCGGUGAUCACCCUAUAAGCUUUACAACAUGCCAAGCAUGGGCCGAAGCAGCCCUGGCUUUGCCUGGAGGACUCACUGAGCCCCUGCUCCUGGCAGUGCACCGUGACCCCUGAAAGCUGCUCUUGCACAGGUUCGUCCUCUCAUCUACCAGUGUCCUUCCUCCAUUCAGGUAUGUUGUGACAGGCUCAGGUAAGGAGUCAGAGUGGUACAAGAGAAACUUGUGUGGCCCAGCACACUGUCUCCAUCCCAGUGCCUGGUGAACUGGGCAGCAGCUGCCUUGGAUGGGGCUGGUGAGGAUGUGCUGGCAGCGCUGACAUCCACAUCCGACCCUGAGCCCUGCUGGAGGACAGCCCAGCCCUGGGGCUGCUGGAGCCAGGGGAUGCCUGAGACUGGCUGCGCGAGGGGGCUCAGAGGGCUGAGAGCCAGGCAGGUGGCAGAGGAGCCCUGCCAGAGCCAGCUGGACGCUGUUUGACAUGAUUUUUAGGGCGUUAAUAAGAGCAGCGGGCAGUGUUGCAUCCCUCCGAGUGCCUGCUCGCUGCCGCUGAGCUGGUCAUUCGAUAGCUGCUUGGUGCUCCUCAAAGGCGUAAAAUGGAGCAACGUCGGAUUAGAUGUACCCACUGUCCUUGGUGAGCACCAGGGAGAUAUGGCCCUAGCCCUGCCGCCUCCGGCCUGCUGGCACCUAGCACUGUCACCACGGCAAUGGGGAGAAACAGCCACCUGCGUGGAAACGGCCUUGCUGCAGCCAGCAACCGGUUCUGGGGAGAAAACGGUUCAAAUGGUGAGUUUGGAGAGGUGAGGGGUGCUGGCAUUCCUGCAGCAAGCAGCAGGGAGCCCAGACCAAUGCUUCUGGGCUGAACCUGCAUCCUGUGGGAUACUGCAGCAACGGCAGAGUCCCCGCGGGUGGGACAUCCCUCCUGAAACACUGGCAUCGCCCCCGUCACCAAGCCAGCGUGUGCUCUUGCGUCUUCGGCCGUGAAGGAUGGUUUUCAUUGCUGCUGCCCUGGUUUUUAGGGGCUGAUCCUGAGGUUGGAGUAAGGUCCAGAUUAGCUGUGCUGAUACCUGCAGCAGUGUAGGUAGGUCACUGGCUCAGCUCUGACAGGUGAGUCCUUAAUGCUGGUAAAACCCUUCUUUGUAAGGGAGAAAGGGCAGCUGGCAGCCAAACCAGGCCCCCUGUAGCAGGGCAGAUGAACGUUAUGUUGGCAGCGCGAUUGUGCAGUGCAGCCCAUCUGGCUUCAGGCAGCAAAGUCCAAGUUCGUUUCUCCUUGUCCUGCCUCUUGCCCCUUAAACACCGAGAGUGGCUCUGCCCAUGCCAGCUUCUUGCCCAGAGAGGGCUCAGAUUUGAAGAUGCCGACCUGCUGGCUCUGAUAAGGGUGGGGGAAAGCAGCUCUGCCCUGUGGUUUCUUGAGACCCAGCAGAGUUUGUCCCAGUUUUACACUGGCACCUUGGUGACAGCACUCUUGGCUGCAGGAUCACUAGGAAGGGGAUCUCCCCAGAUGGCUGUACUGCUUCUCUUGCAGGGAUUUCUGUAAACAGGGCUGAUUUUACGAUCAGGACCGAGAUGUGAUCUGUUCAGAGCUUCUCCCAGCACUGGAGCAGGCUGCUUCCUGGCUGUUGGCAUUACAGAGAAGCCCAGAGGGCUGGCCUGUCUACAGUCAUUUGCAUUCCUUGGUCAGUGUGAUUACUUGGUCAGUAAAUUGAUAAAUUACUUCUGUGGAUUUGGCAGGAGCAAAAUGAAAGGCAGCAUCCAGCUCUUGGCAAGGGGCUGUGUGAGAGCCGUGGCUGGCAAUUAGGAGAGCGAGAUGUUUGCCUGCAGGCUGGUGCAUGAAGAGAUAAGAGUCCUAUUUCACCACCUUAUCUAGGGACCUGCCAAGGGGCUGGGGGUUGAAAUAUGUGUAUUUCUCCUGGCUGUGGCCCCAGGUUUUGCUUGCUACCUGGAGUCCUGUGUGUGCUGGGAAGCCUGACCUGCUCCUGCACAGAGGAGCAAGCAGAGGGAGAAAGGGCCCAAAGUUGGAGUCUUAGUGAUGUGGCCAGGAGGUACGGUGGACAUCAAUCCCAGCCACGCCCGCUUAGUUUGGCUUUGCAAAAUGAAUUAUUAAGUGGCAAGGCACAGAGGAGGGAUUUUGGAGCCAGCUGUGAAAGGGAAGAAAGGUUUUUGAGCGCUGUCAUUGCUGCUUGGAGAGGCUUUGGAACAGUUUCUAAAUACAACUUUGGGAUGGUCUUCAUGCCUUCUUUACAAUGGUGAAGGGAAAGCCCCAAAGAGCUGGUCAUGCUGGUGGGGAGGGCUCCCAAGCAAGGCCACUCCGUGCUUCUGAUAUGGUCCGGCUGGGAGAACAACAAAGGAGACUACAUCUAGCCUGAUUCUGGAGAGCCCUUCCCUACAUCCUUUCCUAAUCUGUGCUGACUCUGGACCACCAGCUGCGCAGUUUUAGCCUUAGGAAAGUUUUAUGGGUUUUUUGAUGUUGUAUUUUCUCUUCCUGCAUUUUCUCCCCCAUGUUCUCUCUCUUUCCUGACCCACCUUUUUGUUGCCUGCAUCCUUAGUUAGCAUUCAGCCCCUAGCACCCAGUGCUUUCUCCCUUCUGCCUACUUUCUUUGGAAAACAAUCUGUGAAGCUGCUGCCGGGAGCAGCUGUCCCAAGCGAUGGCUGUUGGGGCUCUGUAGCUGCCGAGAGGUUUGGGUCCAGGGGCGCAGCCUCUGACUCUCAGUAGAUGCGGUCGUAGGAAGAGAGUUAUGAACUGCAGGGGAAUGAGAGGACCCUGCCCUUCGGAGUGGCACUGGUGCAGGGGGAGCUUGGAGGGUGCAGCAGAGGAGGUGCAAGUCGUGUCAAGAAAAGGGAGUAGCAUUGAGGCCGGGCUCCCCUCUGCACCUCCCCAAGGGGACCCCACAGCCCAGCUUCACCAUCAGCACAGGAACUUGGAAUGCUAUUAGGCAGUUCAUUAGUAAAAUUUCUGAGCAGUUCCCGCUGCUGUUGAGUACCUAUUAGAGAGAGGAGAGCAUUGGAAAAGCACAAAAACGAUCUGAGGGUCCUUGAUCUCUUUUUGGUUUGAGAGGUCAUGGGCUGAGGUUGGAGGGGCAGCUGGGAGAAGAGGGGCCAGGCAGGGACGCCAGGCAUGAAAGCAACACUGAUUAUCUGCCAAAGUCUGAGUGCAAAAACAUAACCUGACUUAAACCAUUACUUCUCAAAGGCUCCCGAGGGGUGCUUUAGGGUUAUAAACACCUACUCACUAACCCACUUUGAGCGCAUCUUGAGCCAGGUAUUCCCGCACCAGAGCGAAAGCCAGCAAAACCUGGGCAGAUGUUCCCAACAGCUGCAGCUGGGCUGCGGUAAACCACCCCUGCUGCUACAGUUUAUUAGCACUGCAGGGUCUGUCCCCUUCUUGCUUGCUUGUGCAUGCAGUCAGCUGUUAAAGGACACUGACAUCACUUAAUUAACGGUUUAAUUGAAUCUCACAAAGGGAUCAAAAUUGGCUGCCUGACUCGUCACUGAGAUGCUCACAGAAGAAAUAGUAAAUCACCAAUUCAGCAGAUAAAGCCGCAGCUCUAGGUAGAAAGUCCUUGUUGCUGGGGACAGGGAAAUAAUUCCUCUUUGCAGAAUAAUGUACUAUUAGGGAGAAGCCUGGGGCUAUUUUUCUAAGUCACCAGGUCCCUGCCCAAGGGAAGGGUAACUGAGUUAGACUGACUCCCCAAGGUGGUGUGGCACUUGUUAUGGGGUAAACAGACCUGAGGCAGCAUCUUAUCUCUAAGUCAGAAGACUGUGUUUCACCCCUUGUGUGAUGGAGAAAGGUCCACGUGGUGUUUUAAAAUGGAGGGCAAAACCCCGGAAAGGCCAGGGUUGAACCAGGAUGAGGCUUUGCUCUCUCUGAGCUUGGUUCAUGGAAGGUGGCUUCUUUGAAAGCAGGGAAUCAAAAGUUAGGAGGAAGUGGACAGGAAAAUGUUCCAAAGCAAUGGGAAACCCAAAGGGAGAGGAUGUGUACCUAAAGAGGGACUUUGUACAAGGGCAUGUAGUGAUAGGACAAGGAGUAAUGGUUUUAAGCUGAAAGAGGGAAGAUUUAGAUUAGAUAUUGGGAAGAAAUUCUUCACUGUGAGGGUGGUGAGGCGCUGGCACAGGUUGCCUACAGCAGCUGUGGAUGCCCCAUCCCUGGCAGUGCCCAAGGCCAGGCUGGACGGGGCUGGGAGCAACCUGGGCUGGUGGGAGGGGUCCCUGCCCGUGGUGGGGGGGUUGGAACUAGAUGGUCUUUAAGGUUCCUUCCAACCCAAACCAUUCUGUGAUUCUAGUGAGGGCACUAAUGCUGUGGCCAUGCUACUGACAAAUAAACGAAUUGCUGCUCAGGAGUAAUGUGAGCCAGUAGAAAACAGCAUUCCACCCAGGUGCCAAGAAAAGCAAUUAGAACUGGUAAACACCAGUGACUGACUAAAACCAGGCUCUUAAUUAAUAGUUUCAUCUGAAGGGUGAGGAAAUCAUUAAGUGCUAUUGGUGUCUGUUAAUUCCCUGCAAGAUGAACAACAAUAGAGAGUUUUUAGACUUCUUUCACUGUACAGUGUGUGCAGGAAGGAGCAACUGAGCCCUUGCACAAGGUGGAAGAGCUUGCUGUGUGCAGCUGUGCUUCCUCACUUCACUAACAGCUGCCCCAGAGGACCAGGAUGUGCUGCAGGAUAAACAGCUCAGACCGAGCAUCAUUAGGACAUAACUUUAGGGGUGCUCCAUCAGGGCAGGAGGAAAGGUGGGUGGAAAAUAGGACUUCAGUGAAGAGCUGCACAACUGAAGCACUGUGCUGGAGAGCUCAGGGCGGGUACAUGGAGCUGGGGGUUUGGAAGACAAAUGCCACACCAUACUGUACAGAGCCAGCUGCUGAACCACGGAGAAUAGCGUCAGCCUCUUCUGUCCAGCUCAGAGAGUGCUAUAUUAGAUGUCGGUUGGAGGAAGUAGGGGUGACUACUAGAGCUAGGCAGGGCAGACAGGGAGGUAAAACUUCCCGCUGUACAACCAGUGGCAAUGCGUUAGUGGACUUCAUAAAAUGUUCACAAAUGCUCAGAAACCAAGUGUUAAGGAGUGGCCUUUACAAAGGGCACAGCCUUGAUUCUACGUCUGGAUAAGACAAAAGUUUAUUCUUGUUUUCUAACUCUCGAAUCACCCAUCUGUUCUUCCCUAAAUUUCAGAAGGACGGCAGAUCUCUUUGCAAUCUUAUUUUUUAAUUUGUUCUAUCAUUUUUAUCUGAUGUGGGCAGUUCUGCAUUGAUGCAAUGAGCAGCUUGUGGUAGAGAAGGGUAGUGUUUGGUUUUCUGCGUGUUAGACAGUACAUCGCCGAGAAGCCUGCCAGCGCGGGCUGGUGCUCCUCCUUUCUCAGGGCUCGUCGCUGUGCUCAGCACAGAAAUGAGUCCAGCCUUGCUGUAAGGCACCUCAGUGUUCACGCAUGCCUUCCCCAGCUAGCUGCCCAGAUACUUGGGAGAGUUAAUCUUUGUAGUUUAUAGCAGACCUGGUAUCUUCUCCUUAAAAAGAGGAAUAUGAAGUCACUAGAAGCUCAGCUAUAUUUCUGGAGCGAGGGGGAAGCUCUUCUAGUGUGUCAAACACCUAUGGAGAAACCUCUCUUCCUCACUGUCAAAUCUGUGACAGCUCAAGGAACUUCCCUUUAAGAUAACCUACCCUCUAUUCAAAUUCAGACAGUUGAGUAAGGUAGGGGAUUCAUCUGAAUCUUGUUUUCUUCUCUUCUGUCAAAUGCAACUCAAGAGGCUCUUCUAAGCAGACCGAUUUCUUUCAAAACCUGCUGUAUGCCAUUCAGCCCCGUGAAGGAGGUUCACUGCCUUGUUGCCAUGGUACCCUUUCUCUAAAGAGGAACAGAAUAGUUAAUUAUGCAAUUUAAGAAACUAAGGAGGAAUGACAGAAAGAGAAAUAAUAGAAAGGAAGAUUCUGGGUUUGCGGUAGGACUGCUGGCUGCACCAAAAUACACUCUGUUUACAGGUAAAAUAUGCUGUAUACAGCCAAGGCUUCUCUGGCAGCAUGGAUUUCAAGGACAUGCCCUUUGCUAGGCAGUGUGCCUCUGCCAUCCAGGAAAUCAAUCCUGUAGUCAGUUACUGCUGUUACCUUCCCUGCUUGAUGCUCCAGAGAGCCUCAGACAUAUUUCCUUGGCAGAAAUUCUCUGGAUGGAGCUGGGACAGCAAUAAUACAUCACAGACCCAUGACAAGCUCAUGCUGCCUGUGGACAUACAGAGGUACAGUUCAAGACUUAAGUGUUUUAAAUCUCCUUGGCAGCAUUCCAUUGUUCCUCAGGCCUACUAACCCCCUGCUUGCUUUCCCCAGGACCCCAGAAAAUCCAGUUCAUGGUGCACAAGGCAGGACCAAAGAGAUGGAAGCAUCAAAACUGGCAAGAUCCCAGCCCCUUUAGAAGGGCUGGCACAUUCAAUUGGCCAAUAGCACUGGCAGGCCAGCUACAGCUUGGGCAAAACAAAGCACUGCAACAGAUCUUUGCCAGUAAUGGAUCCAGACUACAGUGCUCCAUGCUGUGCGAACAGGGGGAGUUGCCUCUCGCGCAGCACACUGAGCUCUGCAAGCCAGGGGGAAGCGGAAGAGUUACGCCAUGCCUUGUUUCCAAAUGUGUGUAGCGAGAGAAAGAGGGAAGGAAGAUGAUGUGACCCCAUGCAGUUGUUUACUACAGAUGACUAGGAGGAGAUCUAGACC